CGAUGAUUGAAAUAAAUAAAUAAAUAAAAAUGGGGAGAGUCGAAUUAGCAAAUCUAAACUAACCCUUAAUAGAAAUUAGAAAGUGAAAGUGCGCGUUUUAUUACAUGGCUCUGUUUGGCCGUUGUCCCAUGGUUGUGGCGCUUACACAUAAACUCAAAGUCGAUUAUGUUCUUCCACUUUGACCGACCUCUCCCCAAAACCCCUCACACACACACACACACACACACACACACACACACACACACACGCUGUAACUCUCUCUCUUGCUCUCUCGCUAUCGGCAACUCGUCCUUUUGAAUCGUUUAUAAUUUCAUUGGGGAAGCAAAAAAAUGUUAUUUUCUCGGGGAUUUUCUCGGAUUGGAAGAAAUAGCUUCAAUGGAUUGUGUCGGUGUUUGCGCUUUCGUCGUAUGGACGCACAUCAAUUAUUUGUCUCCAGCAUUUAUUCUCAGUCUCUAAGUGAAUCGACCCAGAAGAUUUUGGGUUGCAGAGAUUUCUUUUCUUGGGGAUUGCCGCCUGUUUUCCAUGGCUAUAGGCACCAAAUUCACCAUCAAAGCAGCUCCAUAGUUGAGGAACCACUUGACCCAUUCUCCCUUGUUUCCGAUGAGCUGUCACUUAUUGCUGACAGGUUGCGGGACAUGGUAGUUGCUGAGGUCCCUAAGCUUGCCUCUGCUGCUGAGUACUUCUUUAAAAUAGGGGUGGAGGGAAAGAGGUUUCGUCCCACGGUCCUAUUGCUAAUGUCAACAGCUCUGAAUGUCACAGUACCUGAACCUCCUACACAGUUGAGAGAGGCUUUGUCAACGGAACUGCGUGCAAGACAGCAAUGUAUUGCAGAAGUCACAGAGAUGAUUCAUGUGGCAAGUCUUCUACAUGAUGAUGUAUUGGAUGAUGCAGAUACAAGACGAGGUGUUGGUUCAUUAAAUUGUGUAAUGGGAAAUAAGUUAGCUGUUUUAGCAGGGGAUUUCCUGCUUUCCCGAGCUUGUGUCGCACUUGCCUCUCUAAGGAACACAGAGGUUGUAUCAUUACUUUCAACAGUUGUAGAGCAUCUUGUGACAGGUGAAACCAUGCAAAUGACUACUACAUCCGAUCAACGUUGUAGCAUGGAAUAUUAUAUACAAAAGACGUAUUUCAAGACUGCAUCAUUGAUUUCAAACAGUUGCAAGGCAAUCGCCAUUCUUGCUGGGCAUACAGCAGAAGUUGCAAUGUUGGCUUUUGAGUACGGAAAAAAUCUGGGAUUGGCAUUUCAAUUGAUUGAUGAUGUUCUUGAUUUCACGGGUACAUCAACUUCUCUUGGAAAGGGCUCUUUAUCUGACAUCCGCCAUGGCAUCAUAACCGCUCCAAUAUUGUUUGCCAUGGAAGAGUUUCCUCAGCUGCGUGCAGUCGUCGAACAGGGCUUUGACAACCCUGCUAAUGUUGAACUCGCUCUUGACUACCUUGGUAGGAGCCAUGGGAUACAUAGGACAAGGGAGCUAGCCACAAAACAUGCAAACCUUGCCGCAUCAGCAAUCGAAUCUCUGCCCGAGAGUGAAGACGAAGAUGUCAGAAGAUCAAGGAGGGCGCUCCUAGAUCUCACCCACAUAGUCAUUACAAGAACCAAGUGAUGGAGAAGAUAUGCACCAUAAUGACAUAAUAAUGCGUUGAAGCUCAAUUAAUUGGUCAUUGUCCCUAUUAAGGAUGAGGGACAAUUUUCCGUUGUUUUCAUCAUAUUCUUUCAAUUCUUCCCCUAUUUUUGUUUUUCAAAAUUUUUUUAGAGGACUACAUUUUGCUUUUCUUUUUUCUGUAAAAUUUUCCUUUAUCCCUCGUUAUGUAAAUUAAACUCUGUGGAGAGUAAGGAUAUCACAUAAUUCUCUCAGAUUCUGAUAAAAUGAUGCACCUGGGAUCGCAUUUACUCUGCUUUAAGAAUGAAGCUAGCAGUAAAUUUCAUCUCU
Messenger RNA from Prunus persica (peach), 1925 nucleotides. RefSeq names its product solanesyl diphosphate synthase 3, chloroplastic/mitochondrial. Gene Ontology annotation, cellular component: transferase complex. Bases 330 to 1598 code for a protein of 422 amino acids. Lineage: Eukaryota; Viridiplantae; Streptophyta; Magnoliopsida; Rosales; Rosaceae. The record is from RefSeq and is a predicted model, not a curated record. The transcript is spliced from 12 exons. Gene Ontology annotation, molecular function: prenyltransferase activity. Gene Ontology annotation, biological process: ubiquinone biosynthetic process; isoprenoid biosynthetic process.